ACGGUCAGAUCAAGUCGAGAGAAUAUGAGUGGCACAGAUGAGUCGAUGCCGGAAGGCGUACAUCACUACGACGAGUCAUCAGAAAUGCCCGAGAACAUCCAAAAGUACUGGCAUCAACGCUACGACAUAUGGUCUCGUUAUGAUGAAGGUAUCUGGAUGACCGACGAUGUCUGGUUCGGUGUAACCCCCGAGCCGAUAGCCAAGUACAUAUUCCCUUCCCACUUUUCUGGAGCUCUGAACAUUGACACUGCUUACAGUCGUAUAGCUGAUCAUAUCAAGACUGGCGGGCCAGAAUCAAAGUCUAUCAUAAUAGAUGCAUUUGCUGGUGCCGGUGGCAACGCCAUCGCCUUCGCCCUCUCUGGUCGCUUCAAACAGGUCUUUGCCAUCGAGAAAGACCCUGCAACCCUUGCAUGUGCACGCCAUAACGCUGAGGUAUACGGUGUAGCAUCCAAGAUUUGGUGGAUCGAGGGCGACUGCUUUGACGUCCUCAAGAAGCGGCUGAAGUCGUUGGCCAAGGAUGCCAUCGUGUUCGCCAGUCCUCAGUACAGCGAUGAUAACAUUUUCGAUCUCAGCACUAUGCAACCCUACAACCUCAAACACAUCUACGACAAAUUCUCAGCCUAUGUCCCGGAUUUCGUGCUCUUCUUGCCCCGAAGCUCCGAUCUGAAUCAGCUGGCCAAGUAUGCUCCCGAUGAUAAGAAACUUGAAGUCGUACACUACUGCACGAAUGGGUCAAGCAAGGUGAGCCGCGAGAAGCCGUUGCUACAUAGUACUCGACUGACCUUUCUANNGGCUCUCUGCGCCUACUUUGGCGAGUUCAAGUUUCAAUGA
Aureobasidium uvarum is the source of this 831-nucleotide messenger RNA. The record is from the annotation of a GenBank genome assembly. NCBI's taxonomy places the organism in Eukaryota, Fungi, Ascomycota, Dothideomycetes, Dothideales, Saccotheciaceae.